GAAUGAGGAAUAUAUCAGUAUCAACAAUCGUAGCUUUUAAUAUACUGCUCGGUCUGGUGAUAAAGUCAACAGCGAUGCCCUUGAUAUAUGUAUCCACCAAAAGCUCAUGCUAAUUGGGUGGCUCGAAGUAAAUCACGUGUAUACCGCACAGCCACAAAGCGGAGACAGUGCCACAAUCGCAUGUGGGGUGACGACAGCUUCUAGAAUAAUUAGGUAGGCAAGAAGAAUCCACCCAUCUAUCAUCCCUAAUCACAUUCCCCCAGGCUUGAACACAUUCCCAUACACCCAUUUAUCAUCGUUACACUUGAUCAUAUCUACAAUCAUUUCUCAAAGGUAAAGGCACUGCCAAUAUGUCUGCACCAACAAAAAAUUCGGAGAGCCUCGUAAGUUGAUGCAUUCCUUUGAUUCCACAACUUUAUGCGUUAUUUCAACGUGGAUUAUGAAAGAAUUAAUUGCUAACUGACCUCCUUUUUUCAGAAUAGGAGUCCUCCUCCAGAAUCGCCAACGACUGUAGCGCCGUUUGAUAUGGACGACGACGAUGUACAAGAAGGUACUACCAGUGGUGAUGUACCGGCAUCGACUAAGACUGCAGAUGAGCAACCUCCGCAAAAGCCUCCGCGCCCUUUGAGCCCCCAACAGCAAGCAGAAAAUACUUUAAAAGAAGCCUUCCCAAGCAUUGAUGCAGCGGUAGUCAAAGCAGUUUUGAUUGCUAGUGGAGGUCGUGUUGAGCCUGCUUUCAAUGCCCUCCUGGGUAAGUCUGUAUUCCUUUCGCACAGGAUCAUAUUCCUAAUAUCCAUUAUGAAUAGGCAUGUCAGAUCCAAAUGCCGCUAUCGAAGUUCCACCUCCGCAACCCCCACGUCCACAAGCGCAAAGAGUAGGCUCUACUCCCCGAUCACAACUCGAAUCCGAUGAACAAUAUGCACGUCAGCUUGCUGAGCACUAUGAAGGAUCAUCAUCGUACGGACCCCAUGCACCUAGAGGUGGUUCCAGGGGUGCAUAUCCCCAGGCUCGGAAACAAACGGGCUUGAAGCCAAAUGAAAUGUAUGAGGAGGAGGAGGAACGCAGUUUCCUCGAUGACGAUCUCCCAGUCAUCAAGGAAAACCUCAGAAAGGGUUUCCUUGAGACACAGAGUAAAGUCAACAGUUGGAUUACCAAUUUGAAGAAGAAACUCGAUGGAGAUGACACAGAGGAGGAACCCUCCACUCAGGGUUACAAUUCUAAUCAAUACACACAAUAUCGUUCUCGAAGAAGUGGGGAAGGCAGACAGAGUGGAGAUUAUAACCGAUAUGAUGCUGAUCCCCAGGUUCUCGGCGAUGAUUUCGCUGGGAUUCAGCUGAAUGUGGAUGGCAGUAGGCAUGAAGGUAGUGACUCUCGUGCAGGUCAUUCUGCAAAUGCUUACCAGGCACCUGGCCCUGCAGCCCGUCGAUCUACACGCCCACUUGCAAAUCCUGACCUAUUCAAACCAACCACAACUGCUCCAAAACCUGAAGGCCGAAAGGUAUCAUUCCAAAAUGCCACAGUUGAAGAUGAUUUGUAUCGCACUUCACCAAAACUUGGCGGAAAAGAAAACACUCCAUCUACCAAACAGAGUAAAUGGCAACCAUUAAGUACCAUGGAGCCAAGUCCAAUUGGUGACGCCGAUAACGACCAUGAUCCAUUCAGUCUUGGAGAUAGCGAGGACGAAAAGGAAUCUAAAGAUCGAGUUGGUGGUAAAGAAAUUCGUACCGAUGAUGCGGAGAGGCUCAAGAAAGCAGCAGCCGAAGCAAUGUCCGAGAAUAUCGGUGAGCCGGCGAAGAAGCCUGAACCAGCUGAGACGUCUGGUACCAAGGACAAAGUCGCAGUGGAACUGGCUACCAAGUCUUGAGUGUCGAGGAAUCCAUAAUCACAAUUCUGGAACUUUUUUUUAAGGGGCGCUGGAUAAGCUUGUUUGUACUUUUUCAUGAUAUCCAAAUUGAUUCUACUAUGAACUUGGGGUAGAGCCUAACAUGGCUCGUCAGGAGCCAUUAGCAUCGAGAAUGAGUUACUCAUUGCAUCGAUGUCUAAAUCCACAGACCCUAUUUCGAUGAUUGAUAGAUAGUAUAGGCCAGUGAGACUUUACUGGGAAGUACGGUCAUGAAACUCUAGACGGAUCAAUUUCAAUGGUGACUACACUCUUUCAAUGCAAAAAUCCAGUCCACAUUUCACCUAAUCAAUUUCUACCUCCCACUUUUGAAGUUUCUGUGAUGAUGGGUCGAUGAACGUCACUGAUGAAUGACUUGUAAACU
Molecule: messenger RNA, 2264 nt
Organism: Sclerotinia trifoliorum
Lineage: Eukaryota; Fungi; Ascomycota; Leotiomycetes; Helotiales; Sclerotiniaceae
Source: the annotation of a GenBank genome assembly